Molecule: messenger RNA, 1803 nt
Organism: Menidia menidia (Atlantic silverside)
Lineage: Eukaryota; Metazoa; Chordata; Actinopteri; Atheriniformes; Atherinopsidae
Source: the annotation of a GenBank genome assembly
AGGGGGCGCUUUGACUUCCGGUAUACAGUCUACGUCACGCCUGUUGCCGGAAGUAAAUCUCGGUCUGUCAGGGGGAAAAGCGUGGUUUUAGCAGCCGUUCUUUGAAAUGAAACCACAGCUUUAAUAGUUGUGACCAUAAGGGAAAAAAUGGGGAAAAAGGGGAAGAAAGAGAAGAAGGUAAAAGGAGCGGAAAAAACCGCCGCCAAAAUGGAGAAAAAGGUCUCAAAGAGGUCUAAACGAGAGGAGGAGGAUUUGGAAGCUCUCAUUGCUGAAUUUCAGAAUCUGGAUGCCAAGAAGACCCAAGUGGUAGAAACGACGUGUCCGCCUCCAUCCCCGAGACUGAAUGCGUCUUUCUCUGCCCACCCGGAGAAAGACGAGCUCAUCCUGUUUGGAGGCGAGUUCUUCAACGGGAAGAAGACGUAUCUGUACAACGACCUGUUUAUCUACAACAUCAAGAAGAACAGUUGGGUUAAAUCUGAGAUUCCCAACGCGCCCCCCCCUCGCUGCUCUCACCAGGGUGGGGGCCAGCUCUGGGUGUUUGGGGGGGAGUUUGCCUCCCCGAACGGGGAGCAGUUCUACCACUACAAGGACCUAGCUGCUGGAGGCCCGUCGGGUCGGAGUGGCCACCGGAUGGUGCUCAGCAAGAGGCAGCUGCUGGUGUUUGGAGGUUUCCAUGAGAGCACCAGGGAUUUCAUCUACUACAACGACGUCCACUCCUUCUCGCUGGACUCCUUCUGCUGGUCGCGGCUGGCCCCCUCAGGCUCCGCCCCCUGCCCGCGCUCCGCCUGCCAGAUGACGCCCACGCCGGACGGGUCGGGGGUCAUCGUCUACGGAGGAUACUCCAAAGUGAGGCUGAAGAAGGAGGUGGAGAAAGGGACCAUCCACUCCGACAUGUUCCUCCUGCGGCGGGAGGGAAAAGACGGCCAAGAGCGGUGGUCCUGGUCCAGGGUCAGCCCGGCGGGCAGCAAGCCGGCCCCCCGGUCGGGCUUCUCCCUGGCGGUGGCCCCGGGGGGGCGGGCGCUGCUGUUCGGGGGCGUCUGCGACGAGGAGGAGGACGAGACGCUGGAGGGAGACUUCUACAACGACCUCCACCUGUUCGACACGGCCAGGAACCGCUGGUUCCCCGCCGUGCUCAGGGGAUCGAAGACGGAGAAGAAGAAGCGCCGGCGGGGGAAGAAGGGAGGAGCCGAGGGGGAGGGGGGGGAGGCCAGAGGGGAGGAGGAGGCGGCCCGCGGCCCCACUGAGGUCAUCAAGGAGCUGGUCACCGAGGACGGGACGCUGAUGACCAUAAAGGAGGUGCUUCCUGCUCCUGCUCCUGAGGAAGAGGAGGAGGAGGAGGAAGAAGAGGAAGAGGAGGAGGAGGAGGAAGGUCCGGCGCCGGAGCCCUGCCCGCGGUCCAGCGCCAUGGCAACGGUGCGGCAGGGCCGGCUGUUCCUGUACGGCGGGAUGUUCGAGGUGGGCGACCGGCAGUUCACGCUGGGAGACUUCUACAGCCUGGACCUGCACAAGAUGGACCGCUGGGAGGUCCUGAGACGCAGGAGUGGCUGGAAGAGUCUGACUCUGAGGAAGAGGAGGAAGAGGAAGAGGAGGAGGAGGGGGCGAGAGGGGCUGAAGGAGAGGAAGAGGAAGGCGGAACAAGAGCACCCGGCCGUGCAGGACGGCGAGACGGCGGCGGCCUACCAGGCCCGGACGGGCGAAUACUGGACGGCGCUCGCCCGCGCCAACAUGGGCGCCGACGCCAAGGACAAGAAGGUGGCCAAGGUGGCGGCCGCCAUGGCUCAGGUCUUCUACGAGGAGCAGUAG